AUGGAGGAGCCCAAGGCCGCCGAGGCCGACGGCGCGCCGUCCGCCGCGCCGCCGGCGAAGCCGGGCAGCAACACGGGCCUGGGCGUGUGGAUCAAGUCUGUCGUCGGCUUCUUCGGUAUGUUGUUCACGGUCUGGGCGCUCGACUACGUCCUCGUGAAGCGCAUGCUCGCGAAGCGGGGCGCGUCGCUGUUGGCGAGCUACCUCGCGGUGAACUCGACGUACGAGUUCGCGAUGUCGAUCUGCUCCUUCGUCCUCCUGGGCAGCCUGCCCAUGCUGAGCAAGACGAGCGGCGAGGGCGACGACGUCGCCACGGGGAAAGUCAUGCGCCAGACGAUCACGCUGUCCGCGGCCGUGGGCACGGUCCUCGCGCUCGUGCUCAGCGUCUUCCACGCGGAGCUGCUGUCGCUCUUCAAGCCGCGCGACGAGGACGAGUCCCUCGUCGCCGGCGCGCCGACGAUGCUGCUCAUCCAGGGCACGGGCUUCACGUUCACGGUCCUGAGCAUGGGCGCGGCCUCCGUCGCCGUCGCGCUCCUCCAGCUCUACGUGCUCGUCGUCGCCGGCGUCGCCGCCUACGCGUUCUGGAUCGUCGCGGCCCUCGUGUUGUACCACAACACGAACCUGGGGCUACCGGCCUUUGGCGUCGCCGUCGUCUUUAGCUAUCCGAUCUACUUCCGCGUCUGCGACGUGCUGCUCCGCGGCGACGCGGCGCAGGCGGCGCGCUACGGCCUCGACAAGGGCUACGUCCAGGCCGUGUCCCUGGACGACGCGCGGCGAUUCCUUUCAAACAUCGGCGCCGUCGGCGUGCGGUCCGCGUUCUCGACGCUGCGGGCGCUGCUGUCGCCCCUGGCCGCGAUCAAGCUCGGCGUCGUGGAAGGGUCGGUCUACUACCUCCUGUUGGCUUUGCAGGCGCCGGCCAUCGGGCUCGCGCUCGGCUCCGGAGCGAUCAACUUCUUCGGCGCGCGCAUGAUCGGCGCGGGCGAAGCCAAGGCCUUCCGCUGGUUCGCGAAGGACUUCUCGGCCUUUCUCGUGUUUUGGUCCGUCGUCGCGGCGCUGCUUUUCUUGGCGAACGGCCGCGGGGUCGUCGUCGACGCCGCGCGGGACGACGAACGCGCCGAGUACCGCGACGCGUGCACGCCCUUCCUCUGGGGCGUCGCCGUCGCCAUCUUGCCGCUCCGCCUCUUGAGCACGAUCGUCGACAACGUGCUCCUCGCGACGCAGGACUUCCGGGUCCUCGGGAAGUUGUACUCCGUCGGCUUCGCCGUCUAUUUCGCCGCGCUCGCCGCCGCCUACUCGCAUUUCCGCUCGCUCGAAUCCGUCUUCUUCGCCGAUUUCCUGUUCUACUUCGCUCGAUGUUCCCUUUCCCUCGUCUACAUCCGGUACGUCACCUUCCGUCGGGACCCCUGGUGGGUCGCGAGGGCGCCCGUCGACGACCCGCUGGACGUCUACGUCGCCGAGAUGGUCGGCCUGCUCGACACGUUCGGGAACCGCAAGUUCGAGCGCGUCUUCCUCGGCCUGCUGAACUCGUCGGCCCUCGGGAAGAGGUGGUUCGUCAUCCUCGUCGGCAUCUGGCGCUCCAUGGCCACGGACCUCCAGCAGGCGUCGGAGGUCCUCGCGACGCGGCGACGCUCGUCCCUCUUCCGCCCGAAGGUCCGGCCGUCGUAA
Messenger RNA from Aureococcus anophagefferens, 1662 nucleotides. RefSeq lists its product as hypothetical. The coding region runs from base 1 to 1662 and encodes 553 amino acids. NCBI's taxonomy places the organism in Eukaryota, Pelagophyceae, Pelagomonadales, Pelagomonadaceae. Gene Ontology annotation, molecular function: xenobiotic transmembrane transporter activity; antiporter activity. The record is from RefSeq and is a predicted model, not a curated record. The transcript has a single exon. Gene Ontology annotation, biological process: transmembrane transport. Gene Ontology annotation, cellular component: membrane.